CUCUACUGUCCUUCACAGCAAAACCCACAACUCCAACCCGCCGUGUUUUUCUCUCCGCAAUGCAACCGCCGACCACCCGCAACGUGGCGGUGAUCGGCGCCGGAGCAGCAGGCCUGGUCGCCGCGCGGGAGCUCAGGCGAGAAGGCCACAAAGUCGUAGUCUUUGAGCGAGGAGACCAAGUUGGUGGCACUUGGGUCUACACUCCAGAAGUGGAGUCGGACCCAAUUGGGCUGGACCCAGAUAGAGCCACGGUCCACUCGAGCAUGUACCAGUCGCUCAGGACCAACCUCCCCAGAGAGGUCAUGGGUUUCCGGGACUACCCAUUUGUGGCCAAGGCAAAGGAAGGAGAUGGUGAGAGAGACCCGAGAAGGUUUCCGUGUCACAGAGAGGUGUUGAUGUAUUUGAAGGAGUUUGCUGAUGAGUUUGAGAUUUGUGAGAGUGUGAGGUUUGAGAGGGAGGUGGUGUUUGUGGGUUUGGUGGAGGGUGGGAAAUGGGAGGUGAAGACUAGGAGUAAGAGAGGUGAGAAUUUUGAUGAUGUUUAUGAUGCUGUGGUGGUCUGCAAUGGCCAUUAUUCUCAGCCUCGCAUUGCCCAUAUUCCAGGUAUUGAUACAUGGAAAGGGAAGCAAAUUCACAGCCAUAAUUAUCGUACUCCUGAGCCAUAUCGAGACCAGGUUGUAAUCUUAAUAGGAAGCUCUGCCAGUGCUGUUGAUAUUUCUCGGGACAUGGUAGGAGUUGCCAAAGAAGUCCACAUUGCAUCUAGAUCUCUUCCUGAUGAAACAUUUGAAAAGAUGUCUGGCUAUGAUAACAUGUGGCUUCAUUCUAUGGUCAAAAGCAUCAAUGAAGAUGGUGUUGCCGUUUUCCCAGAUGGGAGUGCUGUCCGUGCUGAUAUCAUUCUUCACUGCACAGGGUACAUUUACGAUUUUCCUUUCUUGGAAACCAAUGGCACUGUGACUGUGGAUGACAACCGUGUGGCGCCACUAUACAAGCAUGUCUUCCCACCAGUCUUGGCUCCCUCACUAUCCUUUGUUGGGUUACCAUGGAAGGUUGUUCCUUUCCCAUUGUUUGAAUUACAAAGCAAGUGGAUAGCAGGUAUUUUAUCUAAUCGAAUUACACUUCCAUCUGAAGAGGAGAUGAUGGAGGAUGUCAGAGCAUUCUACAGUUUACUUGAAUCUUCUGGCAUACCUAAACGAUACACUCAUAACAUGGGUGAUUACCAGUUUGAAUAUGAUGAUUGGCUUGCUGCUCAGUGUGGUUGUCCAGUAUCUGAAGAAUGGAGAAAGCCAAUGUACUUGGCAGCUUCAAAGAAUAGGCGUGCCCGACCAGAAACAUACCGGGAUGAGUGGGAAGAUGACCAUUUAGUCUUGCAAGCUCAUGAAGACUUCAAGAAAUGCACCUCACAUGCAGUCAGCCGUGGAUAAUUGAUAUCAAAUGUUGUGUAUAUUUUUGUUGUGUUCCUUGUCUCUGGGAUACGAUCAUGAUUAGAUUUGAGCUUUCCCAUCCCGGGUUCAAGUCACGGUGUUAUACCAUGUAGUUUUACUCCAUAAGAUAUUGACCAUGAGUUAAAAGUUGAUGAAUAAAACUAUAGAAGUCUAGCUGCUUUGUUUGCUG
Fragaria vesca subsp. vesca is the source of this 1608-nucleotide messenger RNA. Its product is annotated as flavin-containing monooxygenase FMO GS-OX-like 3-like. The coding region runs from base 60 to 1418 and encodes 452 amino acids. NCBI's taxonomy places the organism in Eukaryota, Viridiplantae, Streptophyta, Magnoliopsida, Rosales, Rosaceae. The record is from RefSeq and is a predicted model, not a curated record. Gene Ontology annotation, molecular function: flavin adenine dinucleotide binding; NADP binding; N,N-dimethylaniline monooxygenase activity. The transcript has 7 exons.